Messenger RNA from Paecilomyces variotii, 2062 nucleotides. Its product is annotated as putative cation diffusion facilitator. The annotation marks the transcript as partial. Gene Ontology annotation, cellular component: membrane. Gene Ontology annotation, molecular function: monoatomic cation transmembrane transporter activity. The record is from RefSeq and is a predicted model, not a curated record. Lineage: Eukaryota; Fungi; Ascomycota; Eurotiomycetes; Eurotiales; Thermoascaceae. Gene Ontology annotation, biological process: transmembrane transport; monoatomic cation transport. The transcript has 4 exons.
GACAGUGUCACCGUUGGACUGCUGAGUUCUGCGUCUUCUCCAUAUCCGUUCCAUCGCGUUUCCUAUCGCAGCAGAGGCCAAGUUCGAACAUUCUCUUGUCAUUCUCUUGAUAUUCCUCCAGAAAGUAAGUUCCCAAUGCUAAACGGCCAGGCUUGAUUCGUGGAUGGCUUCUCUUGAGCUCGCGAUCCGAUCGAUGUACGCCUGGCUCUAGGCUGACUGACGGGCCAAUCCGACCACCGAGCGGCGAUGGCUAACAUGGCCGGCAGUAGCGCUUGGCACGGACGCUGCACGUAAAAAGUUCCCGGGCGCCGCUGGAUCGAGAACUAUGUACUCGAACAACAGUGUCAUCGAGGAAGUAGAUGCUCCCAUAAUGUCGACGUCCACUUCCUUUCCUAAAUACGAGUCCACAUUUCUUCCGCUCGCUCCCGAUCCGGAACGGGAGAUUGUGUCUACCCGCGGCCAGCAUUUGCCAGGCAUUUUGCGACGGUUCUCGGGGGCGAGCUUACAGCAACCGUCAUCAUCGCCAUUUUCCGAUGGUGCCACUGGAAUCGGCGAGUUCGAUAGCAGACUCUCCGAUUGGGAAGGGUUUGCCGCUAGGAACGACGAUAUCGAGACCGGGAACUGGGUGAGGGAUGUUCGAUUGCUGUCGCACCGGGCGCUGGGAGAUGCUUCUUCAGAGCUUCUUCCUCCAGACGGGGAGGCCGUCCAGCCGAUCAAGCGCAGUGCGAGAUUGAUUGGGAAUAUUGGGCCGCGGUAUCCAUGGUAUCAAUUCUACACACCGCCUGAGAAACUGAAGAAGCUUCGUACCCCAGUUCGGAAUUAUUACGAGCGGAUGAACUUUCUGAUCACUCGAUACCUCUUCAUUGACCGAAUGCUGAGCUCGUCAAUCGCACAAGAACUUAUCGAAGAUUAUGAGCAGAAGCAUAAGAAUUCUCGAAACCGCCUGCACACGAUUGCUGAGGAAGCGCCGGGAACUCCCCAGCCUGUUUCUCCCCCCGACUCGCGUCAAGGUUCCCGGGAAGGAUCAUCGGCCGAAGGGAUAGAGAACAACAGCGAUGGAAGGACAGCAGGCGUGAGCGUCGAUCAACCUGCUGGUGAAACCACUCCUCUGCUGUCUUCUCGCUCUGACGAGCAUCCUCACCCAACGGCUGGUGUGAGAAGCGGCCCAGUUGAAAGCACGAAUCGCAUUGUCAUUCUUGCCAUCUAUGUCAAUCUGAUAGCGAAUGUCCUUCUGCUGGCCUCGAAAGUCGUCAUCACACUCAUGACGAGCUCCGUAUCAGUUCUUGCGAGUCUGGUAGAUGCUUCACUGGACUUUUUGAGUACGGCCAUCGUAUGGUUCACGACCAGACUCACAGCAAGGCGUGAUCGAUACCAGUAUCCAGUUGGCCGUAACCGUCUGGAGCCUAUUGGUGUGCUUAUUUUCGCGACGAUCAUGAUAACCUCUUUCUUCCAAGUUGGAAUCAUAUCCGUACAGAAAUUGGCAUCAGAUGACCAUGAGGUUGUCAGGCUUGGAGUUCCUGCGAUCGCAAUCAUGGGCAGUACCGUGGCUGUCAAGUUGCUCUGCUGGGUAUGGUGCCGAAAUAUCAACAAUUCGAACGUUCAAGCCCUAGCACAGGACGCCAUGACCGAUGUCAUUUUCAACGUCUUCAGUAUCAUCUUUCCCUUGGUGGGUACUUUCACAAACACUUGGUUCCUUGAUCCUUUGGGUGGUCUCUUUCUGUCCCUGUAUAUCAUGAUGAAUUGGGCCAAGACCGCCAGAGAACACGUUCAUCAUCUUACGGGCGCUGCUGCCAGCUCCGAUGAUCGUAGUGUCCUCAUCUACCUGGUCAUGCGCUUUGCGGAGAGUAUCAAGUGGAUCCAGGGUUUGGAGGCCUAUCACUCAGGAGACAAACUCAACGUCGAAGUCGAUGUCGUCUUGGACGGCAACACCACCUUGCAUGACAGCCACGAUAUCGGAGAGAGUCUGCAAUAUAUGAUCGAGAGCAUCCCGACGGUCGAUCGCGCAUUCGUCCACCUGGAUUAUGCUUACUACAACCUUCCUACUCAUUUUGAACGAGAAGCU